Messenger RNA from Soboliphyme baturini, 870 nucleotides. NCBI's taxonomy places the organism in Eukaryota, Metazoa, Nematoda, Enoplea, Dioctophymatida, Soboliphymatidae. The record is from the annotation of a GenBank genome assembly.
AUGGACAGAAUUACUGGUACGGGCUUAGUAGCUUUCAUCAUCGUUGUACUACUCAACGAUGCCUGUGGCAAAUCGAAGACGGUCCAAGACCAUGGUGAAGAAAUAAAAAAGUGUUUUGAAAUGACCGCGAACCACUGGCUAAUCGGAUACGCCACGAAAGUAUCGACAGUGAAGCUGGAGAACGAGUGUCCGCGUCAAUGCCUAGAAGCACAGGUGAAGGACAACUUUGUGUGCAAGUCUGCGGUAUACUUGGCAGAAGAUCAUACUUGCAUACUGAGCACCGAAGAUCGACACAGUCAGCCAGAUAUUUUCAUCGAGUCGCACAACGAUAGUAGGUCCCCUGUCCAUUAUUACCAGAACCUCUGCACAUGGUCUAGCAUGAAAAGAGCUAUUAAAGAUGAUGCGAUAGCUGCUCGUUCUCUUUUCACCAUUGGCAAAUAUCUGAAAGGAUAUAUGGAAUUUGUACAAAACAUGAAAGACGGACAAAUCACGUUCACCGGGAUUUUGACAGACCUCAAACCCGGCGCGAAUUUCACGGCUGAUAUUUCGAAGCUGGAGAAAAUAACACCGUGUGAAAAAAUUAGGAGAUGGAAAGAACACAGCCAGGGAGAAAAUACAUUACUUUCAGCCGAAUUUUAUCGGAUGAACGCGGAUGCCACCGGCAUGGUGGUGAUUACACCUAGAAAAUUGACGGCCAACAUAAGGCCCCUGCAGAACUUGCUUCGACUACGAAGGAAGCUACAUUGCCCCUUGAAUUGUCAGCCCCUGAAAGGUGAAGGCUGGCAAGUUGCCAUUACCAGAACCUUGAACAAUCUAAACGUACUGAUGGCAUGCCUGCAAGAAAGCGACAAAACAAAGAUGAAAUCAUAA